Messenger RNA from Fusarium tjaetaba, 1581 nucleotides. Its product is annotated as hydroxycinnamoyl-CoA shikimate quinate hydroxycinnamoyltransferase. The record is from RefSeq and is a predicted model, not a curated record. The transcript has a single exon. The coding region runs from base 1 to 1581 and encodes 526 amino acids. Lineage: Eukaryota; Fungi; Ascomycota; Sordariomycetes; Hypocreales; Nectriaceae.
AUGGCUGCCAACAACAUAUCAGUGGUCGGGUCUCACCGCCUCAGCAUUACUACCUCUCAAGAACAAGCCAUUCCUCUAUCUCUCCUCGACAGCACAACCGCCAACUUCUCCGACGCCAGUGCCAUAUGGCUCUUUGAAAAGCCUGCCCGCGAUGAUUUCAACUUGGCCUACCAUUUACGUGAAUCCCUGGCACGGACUCUUCGGUUCUAUCCGCAAUGGGGCGGCCAUCUGAAGGCUGUAAAAUCAACGGAUGGCACCGUUCCGCCAGAAGCAAAGUUGUUUCCGCCUCAUGCUCGACGGUUCGGACGUCUCUACGCGCAUUAUGGAACUGACAAUGAUCCUGGCGUGGAGUUUGUUCAUGCCAAAUGCGAUGCCACGCUUGAGUCUUUAUAUCCCGCAGAUAGAAUACGCAGUCAAGGUUUCUGGAAGUGCGACUCUAGCGUCUUUCAGAAGUUCAUGGCCCCGGUCACCAUUGCUCAGCCACUUAAGAAUUUAUUGAAGAACGAGAAUGGACAAUCUUUGCCUCUUCUCGCCGUUCAAAUCACCGAAUUGUCUUGCGGUGGCUUUGCCCUUGCCCUCAAUGGAGCGCAUCCUCUCGCAGACGCCACAACUCUUCUCGCUUUUAUCAAACACUGGGCGAACGAAAGUCGCCAAGGUUUAGGGAAUACAAUUCCUGCUUCAAAACCUGUGUUCAGCCCUACUCUUAUCGACAAUCAAGCAGCUGGAGACAUCAAUGCCGAUGAACCAGACCAGGUUAUCAUACAACGAGCAAGAACUUUACCAAUGCAUAGAUUCGACUGGUGGCAUCCAGAUUCAACACCUCCUUGGCCGUUUAAGAUACCUUCGCCUUUUGACCAACAGGACCUUGACUCCGCCGGCAAACCAAUGCCAUGGACCGAGUGGAAUGUGGUCGAGCCGGUUUCAAAUUACGUUGUUCACUUGAGUCAGAAACAGGUAGAAUGUCUCUGGAGAAGGGCGAACGAGAAGUCAUCACAGAAACUAAGUCAACACGAUGCAAUACUAUCUCACAUUUGGUCCUGUAUCUCUCGCGCUCGCGGCCUCGAAAACGACACAGAUCCAAUCCACUGCGAUCUUGUUUACGGCGUUCGCUCGUCCUUUCACCUUAAAGAAGACUUCCUCGGAUCUCCAGUCAUGAUGAUGAACAUCGAACUCCCUGCCUGCCAAGUUGCCAACUCAUCCGGCAUAACUCAGAUAGCAACUCAAAUCCGCAACACACUCAAGACGAUCUCCGACCCCUCCAACAUGGCUGCUCAUUUGCACAGUCUAGCUUUUGAAAAGUCCCCUCAACGAAUAUGGCAAGCAUUCUUGGGGAGGCGGCAUAUCUUGGUGACGACAUGGGCACGAGCAGGGAUAUAUGAUGUUGACUUUGGGUUUGGAUCCACGUGUCGUUAUGCUGAGGGUGUAGUUCCGGAAAUGGAUGGAAACGUGUUGAUCAAAGAAGCAUCGGGUCCUCUGGGGAAGUACUGGACGGAUAAUGGGGUUGAUGUUUCUAUCCACAUCAGGACAGAAGAUAUGGAGCGGCUUGUCAGGGAUCCUCUCCUGUUUCCCGUCGAUGCAUGA